GAAACUGCAAAAGAUCUCCCACGAUUAAGCACGCCCACAGGCGUACAUCUUAAUAUUUUUUAAAACGAAGAGAAGAUCUCCUUUUUUUGUCAGAGGAGGUUGAGUAAGAUCAAGUUGGACUAUCAAAGAUGCGACGUGCCGUGAUCGGCUCGCUACCGGUCAUCUGUCGUGCAAUCCGGCGCAGCACUUGCGUCCGCAGGACGGCGUUGUUUGCAGAAGGUGGACAGCCAUCGGUUCGAUGGUCUUCAACCAGCAAUUUCAACCACAAUCUUCCUUUCCAGGAUGGACCAAGUGGUCCUUCUUCGACUAGUGAGCUGGGUUUUCUUGGUGAGAAGGAAGCGGCUGAAGCGAACAGCGACGUGGCGCCGUUGUCAUCACCGCCGUCUUCGCCGAAGCAGCAACGCGCGAAGCGUGGCGCGCCUCGCUUACGACGACGGGGCGGCACCCCGAAGAGGAGACAGGCACGAGACGCCCCCCCGCCACCCAGCGACACCGCUGUCGAGUACGACGCGGACAUGGCGGCAUCGCUCCCGCGUGGGCUUGACACGAGCGCCGUAGAGGACUUGAUCGACGUGGAACGCUUCUUCCCGCGCGCCGUGGCUCACCUCAAAGCGACCCCGCGCUCGCCAGACGCCGCGGAGGCGAGCCGAGCACGACGCUGGCACGACAUCACGCACCACUACAACGUGGACAACAUCGUGACUCCUGCGAAGCUGGCGGAGAAGGAGCGGCACGCGAGCGGGCAGCACUCUUUCUUCGACGAGGGCGGCUUGGACGUGCGGGGUGGCAUGAUCGAUAAGCUGCGCAGCGGACGUUACGGCGGUGCACGCGAUGAGACGGAGCGCCUGUCGCCGGACGUGUUACACCUAACCGGUGGCAGUGCGCGUCGCCACGGUAGUCUGCGCCUCGCGGCGGAAAGCAACGCAGCUCCUGCGGAUCAGACCAUCGAAGGCGACCGCGGAGAUUUUGGCGCCGACAGGGAGUUUGGUGACACGCCGGUCCAGCUGACGGAUAUGCUGCGUGAGCGGCUCAUGGAGCUGAAGGCGGAGUCGCUGAAAGAGGAACGGAAUGAAACCUUCUUGCCGCACCGUCUGCGACACGUGCGUGCCGGUGAGGAACUACUGCAGCUUGCCAAGCGAGGGGAGGGGACGCCAGCUCUGCCGACACGUCAGUCACCCACGCGACCAAGAAGCACCACCUCGCUUGCCGAUUUAGCUCCGGAAGAGGCGGAGGAGGGCGGUGAGGAGCAGCGUGGGCUGGGACCGGAUAUACUGAAUGUGCCCGAUAAGGCCAUCUUGAGGGACGGCGUGGCCCCCGAGAAGGUUGCCCAAGCCGCGCAGCUGGCACAUCGCUCCGACGCCCUGGUGCCUGGCGCCUCGCAAUACGACCCGUUGCAGCGACUGGCGAAGCUGGCGGCACAGGCACAGCAGCGCGUCUCUGCUUCCGAUGAAGGCAGAAACCCCACCGGAGCUACCGAGGGCGUUGAGGGACUUGGACUGGUGCACCUGCUGCGCACUCUCCCACGCGCCGGAUUCUGCAGUCGUCGGGAGGCGUCCGCCAUUAUCGCUAGUGGUCAGGUGCGGGUGAACAACGUGGUGGAGCGUAACCCGUUUCGCCUGGUCCGUGCGGAGGACGACGUACACGUCUCGGGUCACGAGUCCCGCCUCCGCUUUAGCCCGCCGCGGCUGUGGAUGUACCACAAGCCGGCCAACGUGAUUGUCUCACGCAACGACGUUGCCGGCCGCACCCUCAUCACAAAACACGCCCGCAUCCUGGGCAUGGACCACCUCGUGCCGAUCGGCUCUCUGCCGAUGCGGGCGCAUGGUAUUCUGCUCCUCACCAACGACGGCGAGCUUUCCCGCUUUCUGGAGAACCCGCAGUCGAUGGUGCAGCGCACGUACCUACUGCGCGUGCGCCCCGCCAUGGAUCCCGUGCUGGUGCACAAGCUGAACACCGAGGGCAUCCAAAUAAACGGCCGCUGCUACCGCAACGCGGAGUUCUUCGUCAAUCCGGCGACGAAAUCGCGCUACUCGGUGAAGGUGAAGGUGCGGGGCGAGUCGAUGCCGAUUGCGCACCUGAUGCAGCACCUCGGCCGCACCGUAGAGCGAGGUGGACGCAUUUCCUUUGGUCCGUUCGCGCUGUCGGGCCUUGCCGUGGGCUCCCUCCGAGAGGUGACGGUCCCGCCGUUUUACAUGCAGCACCUGGGGUCCGCGUGGCAGCCUUUUGUGGAGCGCGACUGGCCGUACUUCCGCCGUCAGCGCGUGUCGCGUCUGCGCCGUCUGUGCCGCCAUCGCGAACUGACGCCGCGUGAGCUGGAAGAGCUGGACAACUACACUUAUGAGGAGGUGAAGGAUGCUCUCAGCUUUGAGUCGACGGAACUAGAGUCGCUGGCCGAGCAGCGGGCACAGCAGCUGCGUCGCGCACAGUUGUUAGACGAGGAGCUACCACCGCUGCCACGGGAGUUUCUGGUGGGGACGGGGGAUCACCGUCACCGCAGCAGCGGCGACAUCUCCACAGGUGAAGACGUCCCGUACGACGACGCCAUCGUGGAGGAUAUUACGGCGGUGCUUUAA
Messenger RNA from Leptomonas pyrrhocoris, 2573 nucleotides. Its product is annotated as putative mitochondrial tRNA pseudouridine synthase A. Bases 129 to 2573 code for a protein of 814 amino acids. The record is from RefSeq and is a predicted model, not a curated record. Gene Ontology annotation, biological process: pseudouridine synthesis. NCBI's taxonomy places the organism in Eukaryota, Euglenozoa, Kinetoplastea, Trypanosomatida, Trypanosomatidae. Gene Ontology annotation, molecular function: RNA binding; pseudouridine synthase activity. The transcript has a single exon.